UAGGGUUUAAUUAACCCCUUUUUGACGUUCCUCCUUCCUCGCUUCUAUUGUCUUAUGCAUAGUGAAGCGUAGAACUCUGUUCCUCCCAUUCCUACAUCAUUUGCAUCUUCCUGUCUAUUUCGCUGUCUCAGUCGUCGCUUCCUCAACAUUGCUGCACUUAUGUUCUUCCAUAACUAAGGUGAUCAUUGAACAAAAAUAGGAUCGUUCCCAAGAAUAUCUAAAGAGGAUGGAGUUUUCAAAUGCUUCCAAGGACUUGUCAUCAGAAAUGGAGGUUGAUGCCUUUAGACGCCUUUUCCCACUUCAAUUUUUUGAGCGUCAUCUUGCUGAAUCUAUACGCCCUGAUGGUAGACCUCUCGGGAAAGCUAGAGAUACGAGUAUAUUUCUUGGUGCUGUUGCAUCUGCUAAUGGGUCAGCUCUUACAAAGAUUGGAUCAACUACUAUGUUGACUGCUAUUAAAAUGGAAGUUAUGACUCCCUCCUUGGAGUCACCAGACGAGGGCUGUAUAGCUAUCGAUUUCCACAUGCCUCCGAUUUGUUCUCCAAUUGUUAGGCCCGGCAGGCCUGCUGAAGCAUCACCAGUUGUGUCAAAGCAGUUGUCUGACACUAUUUUAAGUUCUGGAAUGAUUGAUUUGAAAGAAUUGUCCUUGGUCAAUGGAAAAGCUGCAUGGAUGGCUUACUUGGAUGUCUAUUGUUUGGAUGCUGAUGGUGCUCUUUUUGAUGCUGCUUUACUUUCUGCAGUUGCUGCCCUAUCACAUUUGCAAAUUCCUGCUGUUGCCAUGAAUGAUGAUGGCAAAAUAGUACUCAUGUCUGAAGAAAAUGGACAAAAGCAGGCCCAGGAGUCUGUUAAUAAGGAGAAGAGGAAGCUUACUUUAAGAAGUAUUCCAUUAUCAUUAACAUGCGUACUUCACAAGAAUUACAUCUUGGCAGAUCCUACUGCUGAAGAAGAAUCCAUUAUGGAAACCCUUGUGACGAUAGUUUUGGAUACAUCUGGUCAAUUAAUAUCUCUUUACAAGCCUGGUGGGCCAUUUCUUGCCUCUACUUCUGGUAUCCAGGACUGUGUCGCAUUGACCAGGCAGAGAGUAAAGGAACUAAAGAGCUUCUUGGACAAAGAAAAUUCUCCUAUGGAAGUUGAGUAGAAUUAUAAAUUAAUCUUCACUGUCUUGGAUGGUUAUUUAAUUAUCUGUACAUUCUGAAUCACUGGUACUGCUUCAUUUCUUUAUUUUUUUUGAAAAAAAUACUGUCACGAGUUUUAUACUAUCUGAGACAUUAUUUGUUCUC
This is a messenger RNA of Gastrolobium bilobum, 1277 nucleotides long. RefSeq lists its product as uncharacterized. Lineage: Eukaryota; Viridiplantae; Streptophyta; Magnoliopsida; Fabales; Fabaceae. The record is from RefSeq and is a predicted model, not a curated record. Gene Ontology annotation, cellular component: cytoplasmic exosome (RNase complex); nuclear exosome (RNase complex). The coding region runs from base 227 to 1135 and encodes 302 amino acids. Gene Ontology annotation, biological process: TRAMP-dependent tRNA surveillance pathway; U4 snRNA 3'-end processing; nuclear polyadenylation-dependent rRNA catabolic process. The transcript has 10 exons.